AUGCCGCCGACCGCCGGCGCCGUCUCGUUACCAGACGAGAUAAUCUUCGACAUCCUCACCAGAGUGCCGGUGAACUCGGCGUGCCGAUUCCGAUGCGUCUCCAGCGAGUGGCGCGCCCUCAUCACCGAUCCAGACUUCGUCGCCGCGCACAAGUUCCGCCAAGCCGAGCCUCUCGUCGCGGUUUACUCCUUCCGAGAAGAACCUAGCAAGGGGGCCGAACUGCGGCUGGUCGACAUGGACGGCAACACUGUGCGCGUGAUCAAGGUCAAGGAUGGAGGCGGAUCUAGCAACAAGCUCCCCCGCCACGACCCUAUAUGCAUCACCGACGAUCAUUCUGGCGCAUGCCUGGUCGACCCUGCCACCGGAGAGGUGCUGGCGGCCUGCCCGAGAGCGAAUUCACUCGUCAUGUGCUUCGGCCGGGCCGUCCCGUCCGGUUCGUACAAGGUGGUCCGCUUCGUCCGCGACCAGAGGUGCCAUGUUCUUACUCUAACAGAUGCCACCGGAUGGAAACGACGUGGCCGCCGCCAACCCGCGUCGAAUGUUACCCGGGCUCCGUGA
This is a messenger RNA of Aegilops tauschii subsp. strangulata, 558 nucleotides long. Its product is annotated as F-box/kelch-repeat protein At3g16580-like. Lineage: Eukaryota; Viridiplantae; Streptophyta; Magnoliopsida; Poales; Poaceae. Gene Ontology annotation, molecular function: protein binding. The record is from RefSeq and is a predicted model, not a curated record.